Opisthocomus hoazin is the source of this 1433-nucleotide messenger RNA. The record is from RefSeq and is a predicted model, not a curated record. Lineage: Eukaryota; Metazoa; Chordata; Aves; Opisthocomiformes; Opisthocomidae.
AUGGAAGGGCAGCACAACCAUCCACACCAUCUAGGGGACCAGAACAACCCUCUUUGCAAGCUGCCGGGGCAAGAAUACCAGCAUGAUCCUCAGAGGCAUUUAACAUCGUACCCGUAUCGCUGCACACUGGCGGAUUUUCAGAUAGAGAAAAAGAUCGGGCGAGGCCAAUUCAGCGAAGUUUACAAAGCAACUUGUCUGCUGGACAGAAAACCCGUGGCACUGAAGAAAGUUCAGAUUUUUGAAAUGAUGGAUGCCAAGGCUAGGCAAGAUUGCAUUAAAGAAAUUGACCUCCUGAAGCAACUGAACCACCCCAAUAUAAUUAAGUAUUUGGAUUCUUUUAUUGAAGACAAUGAACUUAACAUCGUCCUGGAGCUGGCCGAUGCUGGUGAUCUCUCUCAGAUGAUUAAGUAUUUUAAGAAGCAGAAACGGUUAAUCCCGGAAAGGACGGUGUGGAAAUAUUUUGUGCAGCUAUGCAGUGCAGUUGAACACAUGCACUCCCGCAGGGUGAUGCACAGAGACAUAAAACCAGCCAACGUGUUUAUAACCGCCACAGGGGUGGUGAAGCUGGGAGAUCUUGGAUUAGGCCGUUUUUUUAGUUCUAAAACCACUGCAGCACAUUCCUUAGUGGGAACUCCAUACUAUAUGUCCCCAGAAAGAAUACAUGAAAACGGCUAUAACUUUAAAUCCGAUAUCUGGUCUUUGGGCUGUUUAUUGUAUGAGGCAAGACGCCUGCCUGCCUCUGUCCCUGUCUUUCAGCUGCGGGAGCUGGUCAGCAUGUGCAUAUACCCCGACCCGGACCAGCGGCCCGACGUUGGCUACGUGCACCAGAUAGCGAAACAGAUGCACGUGUGGACCUCCAGCACAUGAGCCCUCCGCAGACGCUCGCAGGACGCCAGCACAGCUCAGUCUUACUUGAAUUUCGCUCUCCGAUGAAACCGCCUGGUGCCCGGUCACACAAGUGGGGGGAGCACUCGUAGCAGGGUGCUCCCUCAUUUCUGCAGGUUAUUUGACAAGGACUCUUACACGGUGGUCGUGCUUUAACGUGAAGAUUCUGUGAGGUAUUGCAAGUGAUUUUUUUUUUUUUUUAAGGCCAAUAACAUGAUACAGAUGUAGAUCAUUUAAGGGUCCUUUCUUAAAACUGUCGUGUGUAAUCUAGGAUAGAUGACAUUAACGAGGGCGUGGGAGCGCUGCCACACCCCCUCUAUCUUAACUGUAAUGUGAAAUAUUGAAAUAAUUCCUUCAGUGAAAUCACUUUAUACUAAUGUAAGAAUUACGGUAGAUUUUGUGUAAUUUGUAUAACUGCUACUUUGCCUCUUCUGCAAAUGGUUAAUAGCAAAUUCAGUUUUUACUUCGUAUAUUUUUAAAGCAGCCAUUUAUGUGUUUUUAUUUUAAUUCCUUCCUCUUCAGACUUAGGGAGGGAACUGGGAAGGGUU